Molecule: messenger RNA, 626 nt
Organism: Cherax quadricarinatus
Lineage: Eukaryota; Metazoa; Arthropoda; Malacostraca; Decapoda; Parastacidae
Gene: ND-15
Product: NADH dehydrogenase (ubiquinone) 15 kDa subunit
Source: RefSeq, a predicted model, not a curated record
GACGUCUCCACCGCCGCCACCGCUGCCGCCACCACCGCCACCGCCGCCACCACCGCCACCACCGCCGCCACCACCGCCGCCGCCGCCGCGGCCGCCAUCUUUUUAACGCCACUGUUGGCUGGUGCUAAGUUUCUCCAGAAAGAGUUCAUCACUCUCGUCAUGGCUGCUCACUUCGCUCCAGCAUUCCGCACACCAUUUACUGACAUUGGUGGGCGUGUCCUCACUCACCAGUCCACCAAAAAGUGUGCAGACUUUGAGAUGCGUGCUAUGGAGUGUUUAGAAGCAUAUGGUGUGCAACGUGGAAAAACUAUUUGUAUAGACUACCUGGACGACCUUCGGGAGUGCGCAUUUGAAACUAGACAGAUGGCCCGUACACAAGCCAUGCGUGCAGAGCGUCAUCGUCAGUGGCUGACUGGAGAACGAUCUAGUGAAGACCACUAUGCACCAGCACCUAGAAUUGAUGGGUAUUAGACAUUAUUCAGAUGCUCCUCCAUGAUUUUGCUCAUUUGGUAACAGCUAUGAUAUUCCUAAUUAUGGCACUGUACAGCUCUCAUCUCCAUUAUCAAAAUUUCAAGAUUAUAAUGAAGUGACUAUUGGACUUGUAAAUAAAAUUCAGCAUACAUUGA